This is a messenger RNA of Syzygium oleosum, 961 nucleotides long. RefSeq lists its product as uncharacterized. NCBI's taxonomy places the organism in Eukaryota, Viridiplantae, Streptophyta, Magnoliopsida, Myrtales, Myrtaceae. The coding region runs from base 348 to 659 and encodes 103 amino acids. The transcript has 3 exons. The record is from RefSeq and is a predicted model, not a curated record.
AUUUCUGACAAAAUUUAAGAUUCGAUUAGAACAGAUCCAUAUCUUGCCGGGGGGUAGCUGGGUUGAAUGUUUGGUGCACUUAAAGCGAGAGUGGUUGACCUAUGGGCAUUGCCGUGUCUUUAUACCAACUCGGACGAAAAGCAGAGUCAGCCACACGAACUUGCUCGCAACCUAUACCUACUGAUAAGUGCCUAAACGAAAACAGUUUCACUGACCUCGUUGUUUAUGCGGUGAAUCGAUUGUCUGUUCGUUUCUUUCUUUCCAGGAUCGAUAAAACCUUCGUCGCUUGAUUGCUCACUCAGCUCGCUCGACCGUCGCUGGUCUCGUCCGCCGGAGCUCCUUGGCCUAUGAGUUACCACCCGGUUCCUCCCGAUCCGUACGGCCCCCCGCCGCCGCUGCCGCCGCCUCCACCGGGGCCCUAUCCACCUCCGCCGCCUGGGUUCCCGCCUCCGCCACCGCCGCCUGGAUACCCGCCUCCGCCUCCGCUGCCGCCUCCUGGUGGAUACCAAGGUUACUUCGAUCCUCCGCCGCCUCCGCCUCCGCCGGGGCCUCCACAGGAGGAGGAGCGAGAUGAUUUCUACUGUGGUUGUACGAAUCUCAUUAAAGGAUGUUUGGCUGCACUCUGUUGCUGCUGCGUAUUGGAGGAGUGCUGCUUGUAGGCGAAUUCGCGUCCUUCGCAGUCGAGACUGCCUCCUUUAGACUAAGUCACUUCAAAUCUAGACGAAUUGUUAGACUUCUCGGACCCUCGAUCUGAAGCAGACGAUAAAGGGCUAAGAAUGGCUAGUGUAUUUUCGUCUGCUGUUUAGCAGCACUACCGUCUGGAAUCAAGGAUAAUGUCCUGUGCUUGUUUCUGAUAACACAUCCUUCUGUAUUCAUCUGAACCAUCUUCUUUUCUGCAGAAGAAAACAGAACCUGCAUUUAAAUCACACAUAAUUGCAAUGUACGAGAUGCUUAGUUUCAA